GAUUUAAUUUUCUUUCGUCGCCUUAUCCCUUAUCGCAACAACCUCAUCGACAUCACCGAAUCGACGAACACUCCACCACCGCCACCACCGCCCGCCUUACGACAUUGCACGACAUUCUCUGCUCCCGCCGUUUAACGAUCUCUACGGCUCUCCUUGAUAUCUCGUCUUCCAGUUCAUACACAUAACCCAAAAUGGAUCACACGCGCGACCCUUGCCCUUGGGUUAUCCUCAACGAUUUCGGCGGUGCAUUUGCCAUGGGAGCUAUCGGUGGCACCGUAUGGCACGGCAUUAAAGGGUUCCGAAACAGUCCUGUAGGCGAGAGGCGGAUAGGCGCCAUCACAGCAGUCAAGCUUCGAGCGCCGGUGUUAGGUGGAAACUUUGGCGUCUGGGGUGGUCUCUUCUCUACUUUCGAUUGCGGAGUAAAGGGAUUAAGGAAAAAGGAAGACCCCUGGAACGCUAUCAUCGCCGGUUUCUUCACUGGUGGUUCGUUAGCGAUUCGAGGAGGAUUCAAAGCUGCUAGAAACGGUGCUAUUGGUUGCGCCGUAUUGCUGGCAGUCAUUGAGGGUGUCGGUAUCGGUUUCCAGAGGAUGUUUGCUGCAUCAACCAAGCUCGAGUUGCCGCCGCCACCACCUAGCCCCGAAAAGGCUGCUCUUGCCUAGGCGAGGCACUAUACUCCGAAGAUACUACCUUUAUAUCCCGAAUGGGUCGAUACCUCACUCUGCUCCUUCAAGCCGACAGCUUCAGCCUCGGCUUCUGUAUUUACCAUGGAUUGUUGGCUGUUUUUGCAUAUUGGGGGAGUUUGACGUGUAAACUACAUAGAAGCUGCCGGGAAGGGUCA
This is a messenger RNA of Xylaria bambusicola, 838 nucleotides long. Its product is annotated as mitochondrial import inner membrane translocase subunit tim-17. Gene Ontology annotation, molecular function: transmembrane protein transporter activity. The coding region runs from base 192 to 659 and encodes 155 amino acids. Lineage: Eukaryota; Fungi; Ascomycota; Sordariomycetes; Xylariales; Xylariaceae. The record is from RefSeq and is a predicted model, not a curated record. Gene Ontology annotation, cellular component: TIM23 mitochondrial import inner membrane translocase complex; mitochondrial inner membrane. The transcript has 6 exons. Gene Ontology annotation, biological process: protein import into mitochondrial matrix.